This is a messenger RNA of Dujonia railenensis, 3288 nucleotides long. Lineage: Eukaryota; Fungi; Ascomycota; Pichiomycetes; Serinales; Debaryomycetaceae. The record is from the annotation of a GenBank genome assembly.
AUGCAGGAAGACACACUAGUGCUAAAGCGUGUGUUAGCUAUGAGCUUUCUAUAUGGUUUUAUUCUUUUUGCCGGCGGAAUUAGGGCUCUAGCGGUGGAGAGCGGAGAUCGCGUAGCAAGAGAUUUAGAUACCAGCACGAUCGCAGUACUGCAGUACUCCAAACCACAAGAAUCCGAAGUUCCUGAACCUCCCAGCUCCAUAGUUGACAUACUUUCGUCAAACAUCCAAUAUCUGUACUUUCUUAGACAGCUCCAGCGGAAUGGGCUAAUCCCCUUUCUCAAUUCCCUCAGUAACGUGACGCUAUUGGCGCCUGUAAAUCUGGCAUUUGCGGGCUCCUUCGGUACGAAGUUUGAUUGGGACAACAACGACCUUUUGAGAUACGUCUUAGACCAGGUUGUGGUCACGGAAAACUUGGGAAAUGACAGCGUGAUAUAUAAUACCUACUACAACAGAAACAAAGAUCAUACGAGCAAGGGCGGUUCUUACCCGGUGCUUGUUUCCCAUGUUGCUGAGCUGGACGAGUACAUAAUAGACCAAGAGGCCACCAUUGUAGAACCAGAUAUAUAUGCUCUUCAUCAGGGAAGCUAUAUUCAGGGGAUAGACAAGCUACUUUCCUUAAAGCCUGACUUCUGCCAAUUCUUGCUAGCGUCAGAUAUAGACACGGUAAAUGGCCAUGGCAUUGGGUUCAUGAAAAAGUUGUUUGCUCAGUUAUUCGAAGAGGAAUCAUCUAUAAGCGUCAGCAGCAGCGGUAAGAAAAAGAAGAAAUCCAAGAAGCAGAACCCUUUACCACUGUCCUGCGCUCAAUUCAUGAACAAAACUAAAACUUUGUUCAUACCGACAGACGACUACAUCUACCAACACCUCACUCCCCUUCAAGUGGACUACUACACCAGUUUAUUCAGCUUUCAAGAGGAAGAAGUCAGUGGUAGAAUCAUCGACGCACUGCCAUACGAUGUGACAAAGCAAGCCUUGUCGGAAACGAAACACGACAUCGUGGAUUUGCUUGAAAAUUUGAUGUUAGCCGAUUUAGUCGGUGGGGUUAACGGAACCACAUCUUCGAACAAGGACGUUAAAAUACAUACCAGCAUAGGCGGAAGAGUGGAUUACCAUACAAGCGGGCGGGAAAACUGUCGCAAACUUCGCAUUAACAAGUCUGUAGAUUCCUUACGCGACUCGACUAAUAUUGUGCUAUCCAAUGGUGUAAUACAUUUAAUUGGAGCAGAUACGUCCUCUAAGGGAGAAAAAAAGAAAGAGGAUCCUGAUGCUUUUUUCCAGUCUUCCAAUUUGCCCGUUGAGAUGAUUCCCAGGAAAGCAUUGUACGCCCUCCAUUUCUCCAAUGUCGUGGAAGAAUACUAUUUCCGGAGAUUGGACUCUAUCUUAGAUGGCAAAUCAGAGAAUCAAACAAUCAUUGUAGACGGCGAUGACAGGGACGAUAUUCCAGAUGAUGAUAUAGCAAUAUCCUCAUUCAGUUCAAAACAACAACUCCAAUAUCAAGUUCUUGACGGAGUAAUUGACCAUGAAGAAGUGAGCGAGAACGAAGAGUACUUUUUAUUGGACUCAAAGCUUUGCUCAAAGAAGAGAGUCGGAGGAUGUUUCAAGACCAAGGUCACUAUAUCAGAGGAUAAGAUAAUUACUAUCAAUGAUAAAGCUAAAGUAACCCAAGCAUAUCAAGUAUCGAAUAAUACUAUGAUAUAUCUUACUGACAAUGAAAACGAUGCACCAGGCUCAUUAAAACAUUCUCUCGUUGAGAUAAUUUCUGGAAAUGGUGGUGAUAGAUAUUGGGACCAUAUUGAUAUCGAUAGUAAAAGUUGCUUGGAAAUUUUCAAGGAAUUGAAUGGAUUUAACUUAUUUUCGUUGGAUGAAAAUGGCAAGGGAUAUUCUAUAUUCUUACCCUGUGGCAGACCUCAAGAAUAUGGGGUCGGUCAUAAGAUGUAUUCACGCGGUAGUGCUUGGGAAACUAUUGGUUUAACAUUAACCCACUUGCAAAGGAAUCGCGAAAAAUACGAAACUCUAUUAAAGGGAUUCUUCGUAGAAGGCACAAUUUAUUCUGACUUUUCAGGUAAAGGUAAGUACAAGAAUCUAAAUGGAGAUUCGUUGCGUAUCAAUACUUUGCCACAGGUGGAAACUGACCAUACUGAAAUUAGUGUUAAUGAUUCUACCGUAUUUGAGAUUCCUUUAAAUUCGGACAUCUUAUUUAACCAAGGAGUGGUGCACAUCACGAGCGAAGUAAUGUUUCCCGAUAAUCUUCUAAUCACGAUGUUAGACUUGAUCAGAGCUACUUUUGAGAAGUCAGACAAGCAUAAUGUGUUAGAUUUGAUUGAAAAUUACCCAAAGCUUGCCAAAAAAUUAUUUGGAAAGAAUGGUUCCAGUAGUGAGUUUUCGUUACUUGCGCCUGCUCCAGACUCAUUGAAGACUUUUAAUGUAUCCAGUUCGUUUGAAAAGCUUUGGGACUUCUUGGAGUUUCAUUUGGUUCCAAAUAGUGAAUUAGAGGUAUUAUUGGCCUGUGUAAAUGGACUUCCUGACCCAACGUUCGAUGGCAAUGGAACUGGGUCUUUCAGCAACAUUAGAACAAACCUUUCGGACACGACGCUUAAUUGCAAGUAUAAUCCUGAAAAGGGUAGGACAACAUUACAACUUAACAACCCCCAAGAUGUGAACUCUUUAGCAUACAGUAAGAACCACGAAGUACACGUACUUAGUCAUGGAUGUGCUAGAGGCUUUGGGAAUAAUGCGGGUGGAAAUGGGUGUGUUUUUCUUAUAGAUAAACCUCUUAACUUGUUAUGGCUCGAAAAGCCUUCGGGUAAUUUCCUCCAUGUUUCCUUGGGAAUUGUAAGUGUUGGAAUUGGUAUCGUUGUUGGGCUUGUCAUAUUCGGUGUGGUUAUGUUAUCUGUGGCAAUGUGUAUUAACAGUAAUAGCCAAAACAAAAAACAAAACCCUAAACUUAAUGGAGAUUUCUUCUCUAUUAAUACAGAGCCAAGUUUUAUGAGCGUUCGUGAAAGCUCGGACGAUAAUAGCCCAAUUUACGAUAGAGGAUAUGAGACAGAUGAUGAUAUGUUGAGAUCAGAACAUGAGAAUCUAUUACCAGCAUAUGAACUGAAGAGGAAAAGAGGUGGCAAAAAAGGAAGAAACGAUUAUUUAAAUAAUGAUGGAUAUGGGAGUACAAGAGACUCUUCAAGAAGUCCAAACGGUACAACACAUGAAGGAGGGACAAUUGGUCCUUUACCAAUUAGCAGUAAGAGUAUUACGAAUGCCCUUAAUAGGGAAAGAAAUUUGCCGAGCGUAAUGUAG